AUGCCUAAAGAGCCGAUGUUAAUAGCUUCUAUGCAGUCAGGAGGAAGCUUCUCGAACAUAAGGGUGGUGCAGAAGAACCUAGUAUAUAUAAUAUGCAUACCACAGAAGUAUGCUGACGAAGGCGUCCUAAGCAGACAUGAAUUUUUUGGACAGUUUGGCGCAAUUAAAAAGAUAGUGGUUAAUAAGAGGACCUCGUCACUUGAGUCGACAGCCAGCGCUUACAUCACAUACAGUACAGACGAAGAGGCAAAGACCUGCAUACAAGAGGUCGAUGAAAGCCUUCUAGACGGGAAAGUUCUAAAGUGCACCUAUGGAACCACAAAAUAUUGUACAUUCUAUCUGAGGAAUGCAAUAUGCCAAAAUAGCGAUUGUAUGUAUCUACAUGAGCAUAGAUCUCAAAAAGAUAUUCUAACAAAGGACGAGAUGUGUAGCUCGAAGCACAAGCUGCACGAGUUUGAAAUCAGAAACAAAAACAAGAAAAGAAUAGGCAAGAGAUACGACUUUGACAUUCUCAACGAGCUUUUCAAGCACAAGACGUCUAGGGUCUUCAAGGCACCCGAUAGGAUUCUUUUUGAGCCUCUAGACUUCACAAACUAA
Messenger RNA from Encephalitozoon hellem ATCC 50504, 597 nucleotides. RefSeq names its product transcriptional repressor. The transcript has a single exon. Gene Ontology annotation, molecular function: ubiquitin-protein transferase activity; RNA binding; metal ion binding. The record is from RefSeq and is a predicted model, not a curated record. Gene Ontology annotation, biological process: protein ubiquitination. Lineage: Eukaryota; Fungi; Microsporidia; Unikaryonidae. The coding region runs from base 1 to 597 and encodes 198 amino acids. Gene Ontology annotation, cellular component: CCR4-NOT complex.